This is a messenger RNA of Ilyonectria robusta, 1119 nucleotides long. RefSeq lists its product as uncharacterized. The transcript is spliced from 2 exons. The coding region runs from base 1 to 1119 and encodes 372 amino acids. The record is from RefSeq and is a predicted model, not a curated record. Lineage: Eukaryota; Fungi; Ascomycota; Sordariomycetes; Hypocreales; Nectriaceae.
AUGACCGAACUUUCCACGUACUCCCAAGAGGCUGCUCUGCUUGACGCACCACCCACGACCUUCGAGCAAGCUGAGAUGGAACUGCCGAUCCCCCCCUUCGAUCCUGCGAUCCAUCUCAAUUACCAGCCUCCCACGGCCCGUCAUACCUUCACUGAGCUUGGGCUCCCGGUGCCCAAAGGAUGCCCCGACAUGUGCUAUACCGAACCCUUCCAGUUGUUUACCGAGGAGGGAGUGCGCAUGAUCCGCAGAGAGGUCUUCCGCCGCUCCUUUCUCGACAAGUACAUGAAGACAUAUGGUGAAAAAGACUACACCAUCAUCCGGGGGUACGGCAACGUCAAAGGUGACGGGAACUUCUUGAAGCAGGCAUGGAACCACCCAGUGACCCAGGCCACCGUUAACAGUGCUUACGGGCACGCUCUCCGGCUCCAGACUGGCGAGAUUGCAUUGGGCUACAUCAACGUUCAGCUCGGCGACGACAGCGUCAGCAGCCCCUACGACUUGCCAGAAGUCCCGUUACGCCCUAAGCCCCUGGCCGAACAACCGCAGGGGGAAGAAGACGAGAUCCUCGACAUGUGGCACAAGGAUAUGACCCCAGUUGUUCUUGUCUUGAUGCUGAGCGAUACCUCUACAAUGCUGGGCGGUGAAACGGUCGUCAAGAUGGGCAACGGAAAGAUCAUCAAGGCCCGGGGCGCCCACGUUGGCGGUGCUGUCAUGAUGACUGGCGGGUACCUCGAGCAUUCUGCCGUGCGUGUGCGGAAUUGCGGCGAGCGUCUCAGUCUGGUCAACAGCUACGACUUCCUCGACCCUGAUGCCGAUGACACUGCCACCACACUCCGUAGUUUUAACCCCAAGUGCGACAGCCUCGUUGCGGCCAGGAGCACCCUCAUGGCCCAGAAACUCUGGAGGCUGAGGGAGCGUUGUGAUCUUGCCAUCAAGCGGAUCAAUGAGCGGGAUGAGGAAGGCGCAGAGCCUCCCAGUCAGGUGGAGGUUGAGCGUUGGGUCAAGGAGCAGAUUCACCUGCUCAAGCAUACGGCUUGGGAGAUGUACGAGCGCGUGCCGAAUUACAUCGGCCAGGAGCUGCCUAUGGAUGUCUUGCAGAAGUAUUUAGUGGAAUCUUAG